AUCUACAUCGAGCUCAUACACCUGAAGGGUUAUCCGCACCUUGACAACAAGAGAGAAUACGCUUUCAACGAACGGGCUAGCGAUGUGAUGAGUUGUCGGGAGUUGUUUGUUUUGAGCAUCAAUGGGAACACAGUUGAAAGCAUCGAAGGCCUUCUAGAAACAACCUCGUAUCAAGUCGUCGGUUUUAUUUCAAGAGAUUCUCUCACUCAAGUCAUGAGAAAAUGUCGAAACCAUCCGCGGCUAACCGGGAAAACCAAAUGUUUCUUCAGUUCCAAGGUCGAUUGUGAUGAUCCCUACGUCGAUCUCAGCCCUUGGCUUGACCAGUCACCCAUUCAGAUCGUCGAGACUACUCCUCUUGAUCGCGUCAUCGAAAUGUUUAGAGCUCUUGGGCUGCGCUAUCUACUCGUAACACACAAUGGACAACUUGUUGGAAUCUUGAAGAAGAAAGACAUCUUGGAGCACAUUGAGUUGUAUCGCAAGGGCCUGUCAGACCGUCGGGAGGCAAACGAUCUCUGAUCACCUGCGUGUCUUCUUCCAUCUUUAUACAAACAAAACAAAACCAACC
Molecule: messenger RNA, 565 nt
Organism: Guillardia theta CCMP2712
Lineage: Eukaryota; Cryptophyceae; Pyrenomonadales; Geminigeraceae
Exons: 9
Cellular component (GO): Golgi apparatus; early endosome
Molecular function (GO): voltage-gated chloride channel activity
Source: RefSeq, a predicted model, not a curated record